AGCAUCGGUCUCUAUAGUCAGUCGCUCGUAGACAGUAAUCCAGCCAUGGCGUGGUCUGCGCUGGCGCAGGUCCUGACAGUGCUGGUCAUAGCAGGCUCAGCUACAGCAUCUAACUUCGAUGUCUCGUUAAAAGAGGGAGACACGCUCUCUGCUGUUAUUGUUACUGGCUUCAAUGCAAAUGUCCCUUGCUACUUACAUACUCCAAAAGGAGAUGUCGUCGAAUUCAGACCCGACAAUAAUUCAACCGACAGAAUCACAUAUAUUGAAACUACUAUCGUUAGUUACUGUGGUGCCAACAUCACAAAUUUAACUGAGGACGAUGAAGGAGAGUGGACAAUUUACUACACUAAUGGCGAUGAACAAUUCUCCAAUAAUUAUUAUUUGACUAUUGAUAAAGCUGGCACCGAAACUGAUGAAGGUCCAAGCGAACCAGAAAAUGUAAGAGAGGAAGAUGUCACAGAAUGGCUAAGAGUUAUUAACAUCAGCACUAGAACUGGUCUCACCGUCGACAUAGCUUUGAGCGUAAAAGAUGACUUGACACAAGAAGAAACGUUCUCAGUUAUCACUCCUAAUGAAGAAGUCUUGUGGCUAAAUGAUGCUACACCAGGAGUAGUGGCACAUGGUAGUAGUGACUUCGUGGCUAAUAGGAUAACUGUUGGCCCGAUCAUGGAUGCUUCGAUGCUCGGUCGUUGGUCACUUUGUGGGGAGAUAGAGGAUAACAUAAUAGUGAGGCGAUGCCAACCGGUCGUCAUUAGUUGGAAUAAUGCUAACAACCCAAUAGAGGAAUGGAAUACCACAAUAACAAACGCGAGAGAUAUUGUCACCAACUACAAUGCACGAGUCAACGUCACCGUGAGGGGAUCUGGCGCUCUUCAAACCUGCCACGUAAUCACUCCCACCGGGGAUGACCUAAUCGUCACCAGCGACUCCACAUACCCUGGCAUUACUUUUAUAGCUCUUCGUGAUACUGCCUUGUGUACAGUUACUCUGUCCCCUAUUCAUAGACAUCUUAUAGGUGAUUGGGUUUUGUAUGCUGUGUUCUGGGCGUCCAACAGAGGCAGAAAUGAAGUUCAUAUGCCGUUCAAACUUUUCCUUUAUGACGAAGAAGAUCCUUACAGUCAAGCAUACAAUGUGACUACGUUGAAUCCUUUGAACCGAGUAGUUCAUCUCGGCACUAGUACCACGCUGACAUUAUCUGGCAGUGGAACCACUGACAGUUGCGAGAUAAUAAGCCCAUCAGGAGAAUCAUUUAAGAGCAGUUCUGGCUCUGUAACCUUCUUGGCGCCUAAUUCCUAUGUAAGAUGCAUGGUCGCUAUUGGACCAGUUGGAUUGGAUACCUUAGGCGACUGGCUGUUCAUUGCGAAAUUCAAUAACAGAGGCGUUUUUACUGAAAACAGACAGACGGUCAGUCUGACACUUGAAGAGGAAGAAUGGCUACCAAAUAUUAACAUUAACACAAGAACUGGUCUCAACAUCGACUUGGCUUUAGGCAAAAAAGAACUAGACCUAUCGUUCAAAGAGAAGUUUACUCUCACUACUCCUCAAAACGAAGUCGUAGAGGUAGAGAAUGCUGAUAUAGUUGGAGUGACUGUACAUGAAAGUAGCGACUUUGUUGAUAGCAGAGUAACUAUUGGACCCAUGGAUUCCACCCUUAUCGGUCGUUGGGUUUUGUGUGGGGAGGUCGAUAUUGGAGUAUUAGUGAAGAGAUGUCAGCCCUUAAUUAUCUCUUGGAACAAUGCCAACAGCCCAUCAGACACAUGGAACACUACAGUAGUAGCUCAGAGAGAUUUAGUGACGAAUUACUUAGCUGUAUUAAACGUCACAGUAAGAGGCGCAGGCGUUCUUCAGAAUUGUCACGUCAUAACUCCUAAAGGAGAAGACCUUAUCCUCACAAGUACUCCUACCUACCCUGGACUAAAUUUAAUGGUACUGCGUGAUACAGCCACGUGUACAGUUACUCUGGGGCCUAUUCAUAAGCAAUUCAUUGGCGAUUGGGUUUUAACUGCUGCAUUCUUGGCGUCAAACAACAGAGGGAGAAAUGAAGUUCACAUGCCAUUUAAUUUGUUCCUUUAUGAUGAAGAAGAUCCAUACAGCCAAGCUUAUAAUGUGACCAAUUUGAAUCCUCUGACUCGUAUGGUUAAUCUUGGUACAAGUACUACCUUGACAUUGUCUGGUAGUGGAACUACUGACAGCUGCGAGUUAAGGAGCCCAUCAGGAGAAUUAUAUAAUCUACAAAACAGUUCCGGCACCGUUACGUUUAUGACGCCGGAUUCAAGUGUAAGAUGUCGGGUUGCUAUUGGGCCCAUUGGAUUAGAGACUCUGGGUGACUGGCUGUUUACUGCAAAAUUCAAUAAUAGAGGCAUAUUUACUGAGAACAGACAGAUAGUCCACCUUUUGCUUGAAGAGGAAGAAAUACUAAGAAGCAUUAACAUCGUCACCAGGACUGGCUUAACAGUUGAUAUUUCUUUGGCUAAGAAAGAACUAAAUUCAGUGGAAGAGAAAUAUACUCUCACAACUUCCAGCGGUCACGUCUAUUCAUUAGAAGGCGCAAACAUACCGGGGGUAACGGUACAUGGCAGGAGUGAGUUUGUGGAUAGCAGAGUGACAAUUGGCCCUAUGGAGGCAUCGCUAAUCGGCCGCUGGACUCUUUGUGGAGAGAUUGAUGUUGGUGCAUCCAUAAAAAGAUGCCAGCCAGUCGUCAUCAGUUGGAACAAUAACAACAUUCCCUCAGAAGUAUGGAAUACCACAGUGUUGGCUACAAGAGACACAGUGACAAAUUAUUACGCCACAGUAACCACUUUUGUAAGAGGAUCGGGCACACUUCAGACUUGUCAUCUUGUUUCUCCUGAAGGAGAAGACCUUACUCUUACCGCCGAUUCUGCUUUCCCCGGACUUGAACAAAUAGUUGGUCGUGACACUGCCAUUUGUAAUGUUACCAUAGGACCUAUUCACCAACAAUUUAUCGGUUUAUGGACCUUACGUGCCACAUUCCUAGCAACAGCAGCUAGAGGCGGAUUCAAUGAAGUUCAAUUGCCAUUAAAUUUGUUCCUGUAUGAUGAAGACAACCCACAUAGCCAAGCGUAUAAUGUAACAACACUGAGUACUGUGACACGGGUGAUUAAUCUGGGCACAAGUCUCGCCUUCUCCUUAAGCGGUAGUGGGUCCACUGACAGUUGCGAAGUGAGGAGUCCAUCAGGAAAACUAUAUACCCUACAAAAUGGCACUUCACCAGUGACGUUUGGGUCACCUGACUCCAGUGUGCGCUGCAGGGUGACUCUCGGACCAUUUGAACACGGAAUCUUCGGCGAUUGGAGCUUCAAUGCUAAAUUUAAUAAUAGAGGCAUUUUUACGGAGAGCAGGCAACCAAUUAGUGUCUUAUUAGAAGAUCCAGAAAAUCCAAUAAUCGAAGAUCACAGAACUGUAAUAUUAAGAGAUCCGAUAAAUUUGGUAACAUCUGUGGGUGAAGAACACACUAUUAUGGCAGAUCCGAACAUGUCUUCCAGAGAUAUAACUGAAAGUUGUCAUAUAAGGACUCCCAGCGGUCUUCAAUACACCAUCAUGGAAGGAUUUAAUCUUACUGGAAUAGAAAUCGUUGCAAAUGCUAACAACAGAUGUAUUAUUAAUUUACAUGUAGUUUCUCCUGAUUUAGUCGGAGAAUGGAUCCUCAUCUCUAGAGAACAAAGGAGUUCACAACCCGUUGAAGUGAGACAACAGUUCACAAUCUUUGUCGAAGAGACUAUUGAUGCCUCAACAAGCGAAGUCACCGUGUCUGAAGGCAAUGACCUGUACUUACGUUUAGCAAACCCUACAAGCCAUUAUGAAGCCUGUAUACUUUUGGACCCUAGUGGCACUGAGAGAACCGACCGAGAAGUCGACGAAAUCCAUGUUGAGUCUUGUGGAUUCAUUGUAAGAAGCCUUCAGAGUUAUGAUAGUGGCGUGUGGCAGAUUCGGUAUAGAGCUGGAAUCUCUUAUAUAGCCAACAUAAACGUCAUAGUAAAAGAUCAAUGGGAAGCAACUCACGAAACAAUAACCUUGACUAGAGGUACAUCUGUUAAUGAAACCCUAGGCCCUGAAAAUGCAAUAUACUGCAAACUGUCGGAUCCUACUCAACGCGUGGUCUUUGAAGGUCAUGGCAGAUGCGUCCUGUCUUUGGACAGAGUGGCCAAUCGUCACGUCGGUACUUGGACCAUGAAUGUUGGAUUUCGUGGAAAUAUGUUGACAAGAACCUACCAUUUCGAUGUUGAAGCAGAAGCGACAGAAGACAAGCCAGUAGUAACAACAUUCGUAGCUAAAGAGCAGCCAGAGGUGACCCUGAAAUGUUCCGUGCCCGUCGAAUACGAGGUCAAGUCCUGUCUGUUCCAAGAGCCCUCUGGACGUGUGAUCAUCGUUAAUGACGGAGUGGCUGAAGACCGGUACAUCUCCCAUGGAUCUGGCACCACCGUGGAAGGCAACGUGACGACGCACGAAUGCGGUAUCCGCAUUACAGAUCCUGCCGUGGCUGAUCUUGGGCUGUGGCGCUGUGCCAUGGAAACUGAUCUUGAGGUCUACUAUGGCUUCCUCACGGUGCUCUGCCCGUGGGCCAUGCAGGACCCAGAGACUGCCGCUGUCAUUGUUUCAGAGCCUACCUUGACGGCCAGACAGGAGAUCUUCACGUACCUGGAGGGAGAGCCUUUGACCAUGACCUGCUCAAUCAAGUCACCAAUCCGGUACUGCUACUUCAGGAGAUCCAAUGGGAUGACCUACAGCGUUUCACCAAGCACUACGUCCGAGGAAUUCGAAUACGUGGGCUCCGGGUUCGACGCCGGGGAAUGCGGCAUCAGAUUCAGGAGUCUGCCGGAGCAGGAGCCGGGCCACUGGCCCGAGGCCGGCUGGAGCUGCCACGCUGGCAUGCCCGACGGCACCGAGCCUGAGCAAAAAGCUAGCUUCCAAGUGCAGAUCACUCGUCUGAUUGAAGUGAACCAGUAUCUGGAUGAAGGAAUGCUUCACGUCGAAGCAGAAGUCUACCAUCAGCAAGCCUUGGAAUACUGCAGAUAUGUCCGCAUUGACGGCAUAGGAUUCACAUCCGAGGCUCUCCCCGACUCCCGCUACACUUCCUACGAGGACUUGAGCAAAGGCCACUGCGGCAUCUCCAUCGAGAGUUCCACCAUCUUGGACCAGCACCCUUGGACCGUUGCCGCCAAGAUUAUUGGCAAAGACGAGGAAGUCAUUAGCGUCACAACUCACACAAUAGAAGUGCCUACUCCUGAACCCACGCCGGAACCUACCCCUCCCACUGAACCUAGUCCUCCUCCUACUAAUUCCACGCCUCCUCCCACUGAUUCCACUCCUCCUCCCCCCACUGAUCCCACUCCUCCUCCCCCCACUGAUCCCGCUCCUGAAACCACACCUCAUCCAGAACCUACGCCGGAUGUGGAAUAUGAAACAAAACCAAAAACAUCAAGUAACGUUUGGUUAUGGCUAACUGUAUGUCUCUCUGGUAUACUCGUCGCCAUGUGCACAGUCUACUUCACUAAAAAUCGCAAGACUGUCAUCGCCCGAGCCAGUUCCUGGAGGGACAGCAUCCGGAGGAGUCUCACGAAGAAGCCUUUGAUCGUUGAACCCUUGCCUGACCAUAAUGGCAUGCACACCACGCCUAUGAGCGCUUAAAACAUUAUAACCGAGAUCAACCGGCACCUAUCUUUCUUAGAUAUUUGUAUUAUCAUUAUUUCUAUCCUUAUAAGACCCACAGGAAUGUAAUCAAUUAUUUCAUAGAGGAAUUUUAAUAUUCUAAUUUCUAUUUAUUUUAAAAAGGAAAGUGCUAUCACAUGUCAACUAACGCUUUAAUUUUCUGGAUCUAGAGUUUAUUGUAUUUAACUUCAAUCUGUAUUAAAUACAUAUUAUUGUGAUAUAUUUACUGUUAAUAAAGGCAUUUUAACAUU
Messenger RNA from Plodia interpunctella (Indianmeal moth), 5918 nucleotides. RefSeq lists its product as uncharacterized. The coding region runs from base 46 to 5646 and encodes 1866 amino acids. Lineage: Eukaryota; Metazoa; Arthropoda; Insecta; Lepidoptera; Pyralidae. The transcript has 21 exons. The record is from RefSeq and is a predicted model, not a curated record.